AUGCGCGCGCAGCUUUCCGACGCGCGGCGCGAGGCGCGGCGCAUGCGGGAGGGGCGCGACGCGGCGGCCGCGCGGCUGCGGCAGGCGGAGCGGCGGCACGCGGAGGAGGCCGCCGCGGCGGCCGAGGAGGCGGGCCGGCUGUUGGAGGCCGCGUGGGGGGAGCAGCAGCGAGGGGAGGCGGCGGCGGCGCGGGCCAUCCAGGAAAAAGAGAGGCUCCAGGGGCUGCACGAGGAUCUGAAAGCCAUGCAGGCGAGGCUGGUCAAGGAGGGCGCGUCUGCGGACGAAUUCAAGCGGCGACAGCUGGAGGACUCGCGCCGCGUGCACCUCCGGCAGGCGCAGGCGGCGCGCGCGGCGGCCGACGCGGCGCGGCGGGAGCUGGAAGGACGCCUGGCCGCGGCGCUGGUGGAGGGGGCCGCGCUGAGGGCGGCGCUCGCCGAGGCGCAGGCGGCGGCGGCAGCGGCGGCGUGGGGCUCGCGGGAGGGGGAGGGGCGGCGCACGCCGCACCUGCAGCGCGGCAGCGCGGGCGGGGCGUCGGUGUCGGCGCUGCUGGGGCAUGGCUGCGGAGGCGCCGGGAGAGGAUCUGAGGUGGCGGAAUCUGAGGUCGUCAUUGGUUGUGGCAGCGGCGAUGGGGACCAACAAGAGGAGGCGGAGCCGGGCUGUUCGACGCCCCCGCGGCGCCGCACGUGGGACCUCCUUCUCAGCAGCUUCCGCAGGGGCAGCUUCCGCAGGGGCAGCUUCCGCGGGCGCGGCGACGGCGGCAGUGCUGACGACUGCGGCAGCGCGGCGCAGGGGCCUGGCAGGGCCGGCGGCGAGGGGUCACGUUGGCCGUCGCUCAGGCAGUCCCUGAGCGUGCGGCUGGGCCCCUGA
This is a messenger RNA of Monoraphidium neglectum, 867 nucleotides long. RefSeq lists its product as hypothetical. Bases 1 to 867 code for a protein of 288 amino acids. The record is from RefSeq and is a predicted model, not a curated record. The transcript has a single exon. NCBI's taxonomy places the organism in Eukaryota, Viridiplantae, Chlorophyta, Chlorophyceae, Sphaeropleales, Selenastraceae.